Vespa velutina is the source of this 1750-nucleotide messenger RNA. Its product is annotated as short-chain dehydrogenase/reductase family 16C member 6-like. The coding region runs from base 527 to 1552 and encodes 341 amino acids. Lineage: Eukaryota; Metazoa; Arthropoda; Insecta; Hymenoptera; Vespidae. The transcript has 7 exons. Gene Ontology annotation, cellular component: lipid droplet. The record is from RefSeq and is a predicted model, not a curated record. Gene Ontology annotation, molecular function: oxidoreductase activity, acting on the CH-OH group of donors, NAD or NADP as acceptor.
AGGAAAAAAAGAUAAAAAGAAGUAGAAAUUAGAGGGAGAAGUGGAAGAAGAGGAAGAAGAAGAAGGGGGAAAAAGGAGAAGGAGAAGAAGCUCAAAAAAAAAAAAAAAGAAACAGAAAGAAAUUAAAUUCAAGCUGCGUUCUAGACGGUUCUCAUUAAUAGAAGGUCGUAUUAAGUGUAAAUACGUGUUUAGGAAGUUUCGAUCACGUUGGAGACCUUCGCAUAUUCUUCAUUUAGCAUACUGAACGAGAAUAGUAUAGGAUUUUAAACGAUCGUACGUUUAAUAUAGACGAUUGCAUCGAACGUUUAAUCAAAUCAAUCAAUUAAUCGAUCGUUCAAUAAUAAAAAUAAAGUGAAACGAAUUUGUUUGUUUGUUCGUUCGUUCGUUCGUUCUUUUUUCUUUCAUAAACAAUAUAUUUCAUAGUUACACGAUAUUAUCGACAAGAGACAAGCUUUUUUUUUAUAGAGAAGUUAAUAGAGUGAUUUAAAAAACAAAAAGAAAAAAGGAAAAGCAAAUCACAACGACAAUGUCAUUUAUAAAAUUAAUCUACAACUUUCUAAGUUUUAUAUUUGUCUCGAUCGUGGCUAUACUCGAGAGUAUACUUAAAAUAUUUAUACCAUAUAAAUAUCAAAUGAAGGACAUAUCGGGAGAGAUUGCUCUAGUAACAGGCGGAGGUGGAGGAUUAGGAAGAUUGUUAGCAUUGAGAUUGGCUAAUCUUGGCGUUAUCGUUGUGAUAUGGGACAUCAAUCAGAAAGGUAUCGAAGAAACGGUGAAAUUGGUACAAGCCGCCGGUGGUACUUGUUACGGAUACGUUUGUGAUCUUUGCAAUCGCGAGGAUAUUUAUAAAAAGGCGGCUCUAAUUAGAGAGGAAGUUGGCAAGGUAACAAUCUUGAUAAACAAUGCCGGCGUAGUCAAUAUUAUGAAAUUCUUAGAAACUCCUGACAAUCUUCUUAUACGUACGAUGGAAGUUAAUAUAAUGAGUCAUUUUUGGACAGUGAAAGCUUUCCUCCCGGCUAUGAUGGAAAUUAAUAAAGGUCAUAUAGUCAGUAUAGCUAGUAUGGCCGGAUAUGUUGGAAUUCCAAAAUUAGUUGAUUAUUGCACAUCAAAACAUGCAGCGGUUGGUUUCGAUGAAGCUUUACGAAUAGAACUGAAGUACGAGGGAUAUAAUAAUAUCAACACCACGGUCGUAUGCCCCUAUUUCCUUCGUAGUACAGGCAUGUUUGGCGACGGAUAUACCGGAUUUUUGUCUAAUCUAAGUCCGAAUGAAGUAGCAGAAAAGACUAUAACGUCAUUGAGAUGUAACAAAAAAUACAUUAUGAUACCAGAAUAUUUUCAAUUUGCUGUACCUUUAAAAUGGAUAUUCCCAUGGACAUGCAUCAGUAAGAUACUACGUUGUAUAGUCAAAGAUAUUUCACCUAUGCACGAAUCAACGGUAGAGACAAAUGUGAUCAACAAUAGCAAAAAUAAAAAUAUAAAUGUAAAGGAUCAAGAGGACGGUGCGAUACAUCAAAAAUUAACUAGGCAUAUUUCAAGUUCCGAAAGAAAACCAUAGAAAUUUGGAGUACGAUUCUUUCUCUCUCUCUCUCUUUUUCUGUCUCUUUCUUUCUCUCUCUUUGUUUCUUUUUUUUUUUUCUCUUAUGGGAAUUGUUACAAAUUGUUACGAGGAUAUUUGCGAAGUGGUAUAUAUACAACGUAAAAUAAUAUUUUCCUAUGUACAUGUAAUUAUUAAUUAAAUAAUAAGUACGAACAA